AUGGCUUCCAUUCCAUGCUAUCUUCCAACAAUAAUAUCUUUGUUCAUUCUUCUUAUUCCUUUCAUUGUCUCUUCUUCUCUUGCAGAAGCUUCCCCAUCUGAUCAUGUCUCACCAGCAACCAUUUGCACUUCCACCCCACACCCUUCCUAUUGCAGAUCGAUCCUCCCUGAUCGAACCGCCAAUGUCUACGACUAUGGUCGAUUCUCCAUCCAUAAAUCUCUCUCACAGUCCCGGAAGUUCCUCGAUUUAGUCGAACAGUACCGGAACAAGUAUCGGUCAUCUUUAUCAAUAUCCGCCGUUCGUGCUUUGGAGGACUGCCGCUUUCUGGCUGGCCUGAAUGAGGAUUUCCUCUUGAGUUCCUCUAGAACCGUCAAUGCCACUAGUGAGACUCUGUCCUCUAAGGAAGCUGAUGACGUUCAAACUUUCCUUAGUGCUAUUAUAACGAACCAGCAGACCUGUUUGGACAGUUUAGAAUCGACUGAUUCGGCUCGGAGCAUAAGGAACGGCCUAAUGGGUACUCUGUUAAACGACACGAAACUCCACAGUGUUUCUCUGGCUUUUUUUACAAUGGGGUGGGUUCCUAAGAACAAAACACUGACCGCACGGCAGCCGAGUAGCAGCAAGCAUAUUGGUUUCAAACACAGGCGUUUGCUAAUGUCUAGCGGGACACGGUCUACGAUUUACGAGACCGUAAGCCGGAGAAAGCUUCUUCAGACCAACGAUUCCGAUGAAGUUCUGAUCAGUAAAAUUGUGGUCGUGAGUCUGGAUGGUAGCGGAAAUUUCACUACCAUUAACGCUGCUAUAUCGGCGGCACCAAACAACACCAAUGGUCUUUCAGGUUACUUUUUGAUUUACAUCACUGCCGGUGUUUAUCAAGAGUACAUUUCAAUUCCCAAUAACAAAAAGUACUUGAUGAUGAUCGGUGACGGAAUCAAUCAGACGGUCAUAACCGGAAACCAGAGCGUUGCUGAUGGAUGGACAACAUUUAACUCUGCUACAUUUGCUGUGGUGGCUCCGAAUUUUGUUGCGGUAAACAUAACUUUCCGGAACACCGCCGGCGCGAUCAAGGGCCAGGCCGUCGCUGUUCGAAACGGGGCUGAUUUAUCAGCAUUCUAUAGCUGCAGUUUCGAAGGCUACCAAGACACUUUAUAUACUCAUUCCUUAAGGCAAUUCUACAGGGAAUGUGAUAUCUACGGUACCGUCGAUUUCAUAUUCGGAAAUGCUGCUGUUGUUUUGCAGAACUGCAACAUAUAUGCUCGACAACCAUUGAAGGGUCAGUAUGAUCCGAUCACCGCACAAGGGCGGACCGAUCCGAACCAGAACACAGGCACAUUGAUUCAUAUCUGUAACAUUAAAGCUGCUGAUGAUUUGGUCUCGAGCAAUUACAGCGUCAAAACAUAUCUAGGGAGACCUUGGAAGGAGUAUUCGAGGACAGUGUAUAUGCAGAGUUUCGUGGACAGUUUGAUAGAUCCUGCAGGAUGGAAAGAAUGGAGUGGAAAUUUGUCCUUGAGUACAUUAUACUAUGCUGAGUAUGACAAUAAUGGACCUGGUUCCAACACUUCCAAGAGGGUCACAUGGCCUGGCUACCAUGUCAUUAAUGCUACCUAUGCUGCUAAUUUUACAGUAUCGAGUUUCUUGUUGGGUAACGACUGGCUGCCGGAUACAGGAGUGCCUUAUGAUGAAACCUUAAUAUGA
Hibiscus syriacus is the source of this 1695-nucleotide messenger RNA. Its product is annotated as probable pectinesterase/pectinesterase inhibitor 20. Gene Ontology annotation, molecular function: pectinesterase inhibitor activity; pectinesterase activity. The transcript is spliced from 2 exons. The record is from RefSeq and is a predicted model, not a curated record. Lineage: Eukaryota; Viridiplantae; Streptophyta; Magnoliopsida; Malvales; Malvaceae. Bases 1 to 1695 code for a protein of 564 amino acids. Gene Ontology annotation, biological process: cell wall modification.